ACAACAACAAUGCAUGGGCGAAGCAUAAAAAUAAAUCGGGGGCCAGCAGCUAUUGCUGCCAUCGUUGUCCUAUGUUUCCUCUUCUAUAUGUUUAGUGGAGGCGAGGAGGAACAUCGUCCUGCCAUGUAUGGAAUGCUGAGGAAUCAGAAUAAAGUUAAUAUGCGUAAGCUGUUAAUAGGUGCCAUACAAGCCGCCCAAAAAGGUGGCCUGGAGAUACUGGAGGUGGCCAAGACCCGAGACCUCAAAGAGAAAAGUAAAGGCAAAACAGAUGAGGGUGCAAAUGAUCCGUACACAGAUGCGGAUGGUCGUUCACAUUGUGUUAUGAAGCAGGGUCUGCACAGAAUCUUUCCACGUGUCACAAUUUUCUCGGAAGAGGAUAAGGAAAGCUGUGCCGAGGCGGUGACAUUUGAUUUGGAUCCUACGGUAUUGCAUGAAACAGCUGUGAUUCCCGAUAAAUUGGUGGACAUUAAGGAUGUUACCGUGUGGAUAGAUCCUUUAGAUGCUACACAGGAAUUUACAGAACAAUUAUAUGAAUAUGUCACCACCAUGGUGUGUGUUGCGGUACGCGGCGAACCUGUCAUGGGUGUUAUUCACAGCCCCUUUAGUGGUGAAACUGCCUGGGCCUGGGUGGAUCAUUCCAUGUCGGAAUAUUUAUCACAAAUCCACCCAGAUCGUCCAAACACCGAUAGUCCAAUUAUUACCGUGUCUCGUUCUCAUGCUGGGGAUGUCAAGGAUUUGACUCGAUCAGUAUUUGGUGAAAAUUCCAAUAUCCUAACUGCAGCUGGUGCAGGCUAUAAGGUACUACAAGUUGUUGCCAACAAUGCCACAGCCUAUUUGCAUUCAACAAAAAUUAAGAAAUGGGAUAUAUGUGCCGGGGAUGCCAUUCUAAGGGCAUUGGGUGGUAAAAUGACCAAUUUGGACAAUGAAUUAAUAAACUACGGUCCCGAUGAGUCGCCGGUAAAUGCUCGUGGUCUUUUGGCCACCAUUGUUAAACAUGAUGAAUAUAUUGAGAAAUUAAUGGACUAUAGAAAUAGUCAUAAGAAGAGCACCCGGCAACGGUAGUAAGCGAUGACAUU
Molecule: messenger RNA, 1076 nt
Organism: Musca vetustissima
Lineage: Eukaryota; Metazoa; Arthropoda; Insecta; Diptera; Muscidae
Product: putative inositol monophosphatase 3
Exons: 2
Coding region: 10-1062 (350 amino acids)
Biological process (GO): phosphatidylinositol phosphate biosynthetic process
Cellular component (GO): endomembrane system
Molecular function (GO): 3'-nucleotidase activity
Source: RefSeq, a predicted model, not a curated record